AUGUCCGACGAAGGCCGCGAGCGUAUCUGGCACCCAAGGCCCACGACCACUUCGUCGGAUGAGGCUAGCUCCAGCAACGCCACGGCACCGGACAACGCGCCGUCAGGGUCAACCUCGACUUACACAGUGAAUAUACACAAUCCCGCUGUCACGUACGGAGGAUUAAACCCCGAAAUUGAAGAGCAUGUCCUCGUUGUCAAGUCUGUUCCCGAUGAUGAUUUGCGGUACGGUACUACGGAUCGCCGCAAGCUGCUCGGUCCCGACUUAGACGAGGACCUUGAUGUUCCUAUACAGCGACGUAGUACAAGCGUGGCAAGCCGAGACCUAAGCCCAGCCCUUUCGUCUUCGAGCGGCGAUUCCGAUAUAAGCCCUAUCCUCAAUCUUCCCUCUGAAUUAAUCGAUGCGAUAUUUUCCUGGCUUGCUCCUCUAGAGCUAGCCACCGUCUCCCUCGUCUGCCAUGCACUUCGAAACCAUGCAAACUCCGAUACACAGUGGAGGCGACACGUAUUAUCAAACCUUCCAGGAAAUCAUGUCACUUCCCCGUAUCCAUGUCAAAGCUGGCGCGAGCUCUACAUAUCCCACGACCCGUACUGGUUUUUGACGAAACACAAGCUAUGGUUUUGCGAUCAUGAGUUGACCGGCCAAGUAAUCAUCAUCCGUUACGACGAGCGGCGAGGCUGCAUUGAAGGCUAUCAGAUGCUCGCUACGCGUAAUAGAGAUGGUAGCGAGCCAUGGGGUGCCGACCAGGCAGUCCACAUCCACUAUUUCGAACCUACUGUAAAGUUGCAUCUCGACAAGCCCGUAUUGCAACUGGAUGUAGAUAGCUUCGAGAACAUAGUUCGUGGAAAGUCUCCAUCUCUAUCCUUCCGACAUUUUUUCUCUGAGCAGCCAAUGCGUAUUAAUAGCGGGACGGACCCUCGAUUUAGCAACUUUCUUCUAGCAAAGCCUCUUACCAAGUCCGCCCUAGUUGGCCGCAUGAUAAACGAAUUUCCUUACGGUUAUGUCUGGCCCCCGCCCGCAAUUCCAGCACGCCAUCGUGUGACGGGCCAACCGACCGGUGUGCAUCCGCUUGCGACAUCCCUGAGUUAUACAAGGUCGACGUCAGCAAUGUGGCAGCCGCGCAACCGCUCAGAAGCGUCCGAUCAAACGUUCCGUAUUAGGCGAUGGAUGGAGAUGGGGCCGCCAACUCUCGGUGUGCAUGCUGCCGAAGAGUUAGUAACUUACUCAACUCUUGACCCCGCCCUAUAUACUUCAACGGCUGAGAAACCCUGGAGAGGGAUAUGGGUUGGCGAUUUUAGCGGGCACGGUUGCGAGUUUCUAUUGAUCAACCAGCCUGAUGAUGAGAGUGAGGAGGAACCUUUCGAGCGGCUUCAGGACGAAACAGAGUCGGAGUUUGAACAACGUUUUCUUCACGAACGUGUCUAUCGCGGCCGGCUAGAAGCGGUCAAGCUAACAGGCGACGUUAAUGUACCGAGAGGCGAGUAUACUUUUGUUGCUGAUGAUCUAAGCGACAAUGGAUUGUUAGGCACGGCUAAAGAGCCGCCGUUCGAAGGCGCCCGAGUCGUGAAAAGCCGAGGCCACAUUGCUCAUAUGGGAUUUUCUAACGAUCGAUAUAUUGAGUCACAGCUUCUUUUACUCUCAUAUAAUCGCCUGGCGCAGUAUUGGGUUGGCUUCGGCCACAUUAGCUUCUUCGAAAGAGUCGAUAUCGAUCAAUUUCUCGUGCCCAAAUAG
This is a messenger RNA of Daldinia loculata, 1731 nucleotides long. Its product is annotated as F-box domain-containing protein. Lineage: Eukaryota; Fungi; Ascomycota; Sordariomycetes; Xylariales; Hypoxylaceae. The record is from RefSeq and is a predicted model, not a curated record. Gene Ontology annotation, molecular function: protein binding. The transcript has 3 exons. The coding region runs from base 1 to 1731 and encodes 576 amino acids.